Molecule: messenger RNA, 6550 nt
Organism: Nycticebus coucang (slow loris)
Lineage: Eukaryota; Metazoa; Chordata; Mammalia; Primates; Lorisidae
Gene: F5
Product: coagulation factor V
Exons: 25
Coding region: 176-6415 (2079 amino acids)
Molecular function (GO): copper ion binding; oxidoreductase activity
Source: RefSeq, a predicted model, not a curated record
GAGAGCCAGAGGCGACCGCCCCUGCGAAGCGGGCAGGAGCUGCGGAGAGGAGGACGCUGCCACCCACAGCCCCCAGGAGCUCACUGCAGCCGGGACCGCAGGCGGGUGGCGGCUGGGCGAGCCGUGCCCAGCUCCUGCUCGCGGACGUGGUAGCUGCAGAAGCAAGAAAAGAGCCAUGUUCCCAGGCUGCCCACCCGUUUGGGUCCUGGUGGUCCUAGGCACCAGCUGGGCAGGCGGGGGGAACCCGGGGGCCGACGCAGCGCAGCUAAGGCAGUUCUACGUGGCUGCCCAGCACAUCAGCUGGAGCUACCACCCCGAGCCCGCAAACCUCAGUUUGAAUCCUUCUGCAACUUCCUUUAAGAAAAUUGUCUACAGAGAAUAUGAUGCAUAUUUUAAGAAAGAAAAACCACAAUCUAGCAUUUCAGGACUUCUUGGGCCCACUUUAUAUGCUGAAGUUGGAGACACCAUGAAAGUUCACUUUAAGAAUAAGGCAGACAAGCCCUUAAGUAUCCAUCCUCAAGGAAUUAAGUACAGCAAAUUCUCAGAAGGUGCUUCUUACACUGACCACACAUCCCCUGUGGAGAGGAUGGAUGAUGCCAUAGCGCCCGGCCAGGAAUAUACCUAUGAGUGGAUUAUCAGUGAGGACAGUGGGCCCACCCCCGACGACCCUCCCUGCCUCACACACAUCUAUUACUCCCAUGAGAACCUGAUACAAGACUUCAACUCUGGGCUGAUUGGACCUCUGCUUAUCUGUAAAAAAGGCACCCUAAGUGAGGAUGGGACUCAGAAGAUGGUUGACAAGCAGCAUGUGCUGCUGUUUGCUGUGUUUGACGAAAGCAAGAGCUGGAGCCAGUCGUCAUCCCUAAUGUACACCGUCAAUGGCUAUGUGAAUGGGACCAUGCCAGAUAUAAUGAUUUGUGCCUAUGAUCAUGUCAGCUGGCAUCUGAUUGGAAUGAGCUCUGGGCCAGAAAUGUUCUCCAUUCAUUUCAAUGGCCAAGUCCUGGAGCAGAACCACCAUAAGGUCUCUGCCAUCACCCUCGUCAGUGCUACAUCCACCACUGCAAAUAUGACUGUGAGCACAGGAGGAAGGUGGACCAUAUCUUCUCUCACCCCCAAACAUCUGCAAGCUGGGAUGCAGGCUUACAUCAACAUUAAAAACUGCCCCAAGAAAACUCGAAAUCUGAAGAAAAUGACCCUUGAGCAAAGGCGGCAUAUUAAGAGAUGGGAAUACUUCAUUGCUGCAGAGGAAGUCAUUUGGGACUAUGCACCUGUAAUACCAGCAAAUAUGGAUAAAAAAUAUAGGUCUCUGCACUUGGAUAAUUUCUCAAACCAAAUUGGAAAACAUUAUAAGAAAGUGGUUUACAAACAGUACCAAGAUGAGUCCUUCACCAAACGUGAAGAGAAUCUCAAUAUCAAAGAAGACGGGAUUUUGGGUCCUGUUAUCAGAGCACAGGUCAGAGACACACUCAAAAUCACAUUCAAAAAUAUGGCUAGCCGUCCUUAUAGCAUUUACCCACACGGAGUGACCUUCUCUCCUUAUGAAGAAGAAAUCAACUCUUCUUCCAACUCAGGCAGUAACACCAUGAUCAGAGCAGUUCAACCAGGGGAAAUCUACACUUACAAGUGGAACAUUCUAGAAUUUGAUGAACCCACAGAAAAUGAUGCCCAGUGCUUAACAAGACCAUAUUACAGUGAUGUGGACAUCAUGAGGGACAUUGCCUCUGGGCUAAUAGGACUACUUCUAAUUUGUAAGAGCAGAUCUCUGGACAAGAGAGGCAUACAGAGGGCAGCAGACAUGGAGCAGCAGGCAGUGUUCACUGUGUUUGACGAGAACAAGAGCUGGUACAUCGAAGACAACAUCAACAAGUUUUGUGAAAAUCCGGAGGCGGUGAAUCGUGACGACCCCAAGUUUUAUGAAUCGAACAUCAUGAGCACUAUCAAUGGCUAUGUGCCUGAGAGCAUCCCUACUCUCGGAUUCUGCUUUGAUGACACUGUCCAGUGGCAUUUCUGCAGUGUGGGGACCCAGGAUGAUGUUUUGACCAUUCAUUUCACGGGGCACUCAUUCAUUUAUGGAAAGAGGCAUGAAGACACCUUGACCCUCUUCCCCAUGCGUGGAGAAUCGGUGACUGUCACAAUGGAUAAUGUGGGAACGUGGAUGUUAACUACCAUGAAUUCUAGUCCAAGAAGCAAGAACCUCAGGCUGAAAUUCCGGGAUGUUAAAUGUAUCCUAGAUGAUGAUGAAGACUCAUAUGAGAUUUAUGAACCUCCAUCCUCUACACCCAUGGACACACGGAAAAUGCAUGAUUUUCCAGAUUAUGCAGAAGAAGAGAGUAAUACUGAUGAUUAUUACCAAUAUUUGUUGGCUUCAGAAUUAGGAAUUAGGUCAUUCAGAAACUCAUCAUUGAGUCAGGAGGAAGACCAGUUCAAUCUUACUGCCCUAGCUCUGGAGAACAACUCUGAACCCAUUUCCCCAAGCACAGAUACAGCUAUUGGUUCAAAUUCUUCUUCCUCAAGUAAUAUUAGUAGUUUAAUUGAUAAUAACCUCUCAGGACCUCAGAAAACUCUUCCUUACCCAGGAGCCACCACAACUGGGUCCCUAGAGGGACAUGUUUUUGGCUUAGAUCAUUUCACAGCAGAACAUUCCAGGCCUUAUUCUGAAGACCCUAGUGAAGAUCCUCUAAAAUCUUCUGAUGUCACAGGAGUAAGAUUACUUCCACUUGGGACAAGAGGAUUCAGACAUCAAGAACAUGCUAAACAUAAGGGACCCAAGGCAGAAAGAGAGCAAGCAGCAAGGCAGAAGUUCUCUCAGAUGAAAUUAUCAGCACAUAAAACUGGGAGACAUGUCAGCCAAGACAGUGGUUCUCCUUCCAGGAGGGGGCCCUGGAAGGACCCUCCUAGUGACCUGUUACUCUUAAAAGAAAAUAAUCCAUCUAAGAUUUUGAAUGGUAAAUGGCAUUUGGUUUCUGAGAAAGGUAGCUAUGAAAUAAUCCAAGAUACCAAUGAAGACAUGGCUGUUAAUAAGCAGCCAACCAGCACCCAGAAUGCCUCAAGUUCUUGGGUUUCAGAAAGCACCCCCUUUAUAAACAAACCUGGAAAUCAGAGUGGCCACCCACAGUUCUUUAGAGUUAGACAUAAAUAUCUACAUGCAAGACAAGAUGGAGGAAAUAGUGGAAUAAAGAAAAGCUCAUUUUUGAUUAGGACUCGAAAAAAGAAAAAGGAAGAGAAGCGUGGAUCCCAUGUUCUAUCUCCUAGGGGCUUUCACCCUCCAAGAGGUGAGACCUACGCCACAAUUUCAGACCGAACAUUGAAUCAUUCAUUGUUACUCCAUAAGUCCAAUGAAACAUCCCUUUCCACAGACCCCAGUCAGACAUUGCCCUCUAUAACCCUCAACGUGACAUCCUCACUUCCUGACCAUAAUCAGAAUUCCCCAAACGACACUAGUCAGACAAACUCCCUUUCAGACUUUUAUCAGACAGAGCCCCCAGAGGAACACGAUCAAACAUUCCGUGUUCAAGACCCUGAUGAAAUGCAUCCUACAGCAGACCCCAGCCACAGGUCCUCUCCUGCAGAACUCAGUGGGAUGCUUGACAAUGCCCUAAGUCACCAGGCCCUCCCCGAUGAAACUGGUCAAAUGUCCUCUUACCUGGAACAUGACAUCUGGCAGACAACUGUCUCUCCAGACUUCAGCCAACUGACCCUCUCCCCACACAUGGGCACCAUCUCUCCAGAGCUCAGCCAAUCGACCCACUCCCCAGACCUGGGCACCAUCUCUCUAGACCACAGCCAAUCAUCCCUCUCCCUAGACCUGGGUCAGAUGACCUCCUCAACAGACCCUGGUCAGAUGACACUAUCUCCAGAACUCACUCAGACAAGCUCUUCCCCAGCCUUCAGUCAAAUGCCCUUUUCUCCAGACCUCAGCCACAUAACACUUUCUCCAGAUCUCAGUCAGACAACCCCCUCCUCAGAUGUCAGCCAAAUGACCCUGUCUCCAGACCCUACCCAGACAAACAUUUCCCCACAUUUCAGUCAGAUGUCUCUUCCCCUAGACCUCGACCAGGUGACUCUCUCUGAUGAUAUCAGUCAGACAACCUUUCCUUCUGAUCUCAGGCAGACGCUGCCUCCUCCAGACCUUGAUCACACAUUCCACCCUUCUGAGUCUGGGUCAUUGCCUCUUCCAGAAUUUAAUGAGACUUUUCCUUAUCUAGACCUUGAUCAGAUGUCAUCUCCUAUACUCAAUGACACUUUUAUAUCAAAGGAAUUUAAUCCACUGGUCGUAGUAGGCCUCGGUAGAGAUGAUGGAGAUUACGUUGAGAUUAUUCCAAGGCAGGAGGACCAGAGCAGUGAAGAAGACUAUGUUGAAAUUGAUUACGUGGCCUACAAUGAUCCCUACCAAACUGAUACUAGGACAGAUAUCAACUCCUCCAGAAAUCCAGACAACAUUGCAGCCUGGUACCUCCGCAGCAACAAUGGGAACAGAAAAAAUUAUUUUAUUGCUGCAGAAGAAGUAUACUGGGAUUAUUCAAAAUUCGCACAAAGUGAGAUGGAUCACGAAGACACUGACGAUAUUCCAGAGAGCACCAUAUAUAAGAAAGUGGUUUUUCGAAGGUAUCUUGAUAGCACUUUUACCAAACGUGAUCCUCGGGGGGAGUAUGAAGAGCAUCUUGGCAUUCUUGGUCCUGUUAUAAGAGCCGAAGUGGAUGAUGUUAUCCAAGUUCGUUUUAAAAAUUUAGCAUCCAGACCAUAUUCUCUUCAUGCCCAUGGACUUUCCUAUGAAAAAUCAUCAGAGGGAAAGACGUAUGAAGAUGACUCUCCUGAAUGGUUCAAGGAAGAUAAUGCUGUUCCACCCAACAGCAGUUACACAUAUGUCUGGCACGCCACGGGGCGAUCGGGGCCAGAAAGCCCUGGCUCUGCCUGCCGGGCUUGGGCCUACUACUCAGCUGUGAACCCGGAAAAGGAUAUCCACUCGGGCUUGAUAGGGCCCCUGCUGAUCUGCCGAAAAGGAACGCUUGAUAAGGAGAGCAACAUGCCAGUGGACAUGAGAGAGUUUGUCUUACUUUUUAUGGUCUUUGAUGAAAAGAAGAGCUGGUACUAUGAAAAGAAGCCCAAAAGGCCUUGGACACUCACAUCCUCAGAAGUAAAAAACUCCCAUGAGUUUCAUGCCAUUAACGGGAUGAUCUACAACUUGCCUGGCCUGAGAAUGUAUGAGCAGGAGUGGGUGAGGUUCCACCUGCUGAACGUGGGUGGCUCCCAAGACAUUCAUGUGGUUCAUUUUCAUGGGCAGACCUUGCUGGAAAACGGCCAUCAGCAGCACCAGCUGGGGGUGUGGCCCCUUCUGCCUGGUGCAUUCAAUACUCUUGAAAUGAAGGCAUCAAAACCUGGCUGGUGGCUCCUAAAUACAGAGGUUGGAGAAAAUCAGAGAGCAGGGAUGCAAACGCCAUUUCUUGUUAUAGACAAAGAUUGUAAGAUGCCAAUGGGACUAAGCACUGGUCUCAUAUCCGAUACACAGAUCAAGGCUUCUGAGCAUCUGGGUUACUGGGAGCCUAGAUUAGCAAGAUUAAACAACAUGGGAUCAUAUAAUGCUUGGAGUGUAGAAAAACAUGCCACAGAUUCUGGCUCUACACCUUGGAUCCAGGUGGACAUGCAAAAGGAAGUCCUAAUCACAGGGAUCCAGACCCAAGGUGCCAAGCACUACAUGAAGUCCUACUACACCACAGAGUUCUACGUAGCCUACAGUUCCGACCACAUCAACUGGCAGACCUUCAAAGGGAACAGCACAGAGAAUGUGAUGUAUUUUGAUGGCAAUUCAGAUGCAUCUUCGAUAAAAACAAAUCAGUUUGACCCGCCUAUUGUGGCUAGAUAUAUUAGGAUCUCUCCUACUAGAUCCUACAACAGACCUACCCUUCGAUUGGAACUGCAAGGUUGUGAGGUGAACGGAUGCUCCACACCACUGGGUAUGGAAAGUGGAAAGAUAGAAAACAAGCAAAUCACAGCUUCAUCAUUUAAGAAAUCUUGGUGGGGAGAUUACUGGGAACCUUACCGUGCCCGUCUUAACGCCCAGGGGCGUGUGAAUGCCUGGCAAGCCAAGGCAAACAACAACAAACAGUGGUUACAAAUUGAUCUGCUUAAAAUCAAGAAGAUAACUGCGAUUGCAACUCAGGGCUGCAAGUCUCUGUCCUCUGAAAUGUAUGUGAAGAGCUAUACCAUCUACUACAGCGAUCAGGGAGUGGUGUGGAAACCGUACAGGCAGAGAUCCUCCAUGGUGGACAAGCUUUUUGAAGGAAAUAUUAAUACCAAAGGACACAUGAAGAAUGUUUUCAACCCCCCAAUCAUCUCCAGGUUUAUCCGCAUCAUUCCUAAAACAUGGAAUCAAAGUAUUGCACUUCGCCUGGAGCUCUUCGGCUGUGAUAUUUACUAGCAUUGAAAAUUCAUAAACACAGGAAAGAAUCUUUAAGACCUCAAACCAUUUAGAAUGGGCAAUGUAUUUUGUGGCUAUUUUAAAUGUUAAUUUUCUAUUUCUCUUUUUUUUUCUAUUAGAGAAUAAAAUUUUAUA